This is a messenger RNA of Anolis carolinensis (green anole), 1129 nucleotides long. RefSeq names its product 3-hydroxyanthranilate 3,4-dioxygenase (gene haao). The record is from RefSeq and is a predicted model, not a curated record. Gene Ontology annotation, biological process: 'de novo' NAD+ biosynthetic process from L-tryptophan; quinolinate metabolic process. Gene Ontology annotation, cellular component: cytoplasm. Gene Ontology annotation, molecular function: iron ion binding; 3-hydroxyanthranilate 3,4-dioxygenase activity. Bases 161 to 1024 code for a protein of 287 amino acids. The transcript is spliced from 10 exons. NCBI's taxonomy places the organism in Eukaryota, Metazoa, Chordata, Lepidosauria, Squamata, Anolidae.
AGAGUACAAUGCUAUAAACCAAUCAUUUCACAUAUACAGAGGGUGGAAUUUGCAACCUCAUAAACAGCCAACUGGCAUUUUUCUAGACUCAGUAAGUUUGCACAAUAUACUAACCAAGGGAACUAGUUUCUUUCUCUGAAACACUUGGCUUUUAAGAAUCAUGGAGAUGAUGCUUGUGAAUAUAAAGAAAUGGGUAGAAGAAAACAGAGCUGCUUUUCUGCCUCCAGUAUGCAAUAAGCUUAUGCACCGCCAUCAGCUCAAUGUAAUGUUUGUUGGAGGACCAAACCAAAGGAAGGAUUAUCAUCUUGAAGAGGGAGAAGAGUUAUUUUACCAACUAGAGGGAGAUAUGUGCCUGAAGAUAAUAGAAAAUGGAAAACACAAGGAUAUUCACAUUAAAGAAGGAGAGAUAUUCCUCUUACCAGCCAGGAUACCACAUUCUCCGCAAAGAUAUGCAAACACUGUGGGGUUGGUUAUUGAGAGGAAACGAUCAAAUAUGGAAACUGAUGGACUCAGAUACUAUGUUGGAGAAUCGACUGAUGUCCUUUUUGAAAGAUGGUUUUACUGUGAUGACCUUGGUACUCAACUUAGCCCAAUAAUGCAGGAAUUUUUCAGCUCAAAGCAAUAUCAAACUGGAAAACCAAACCCAGAUGAACUUCUAAAAGAAACUCCUUUCCCACUGAACAACACCAGGGUUAUGGAGCCCUUUUCUUUGCAAGACUGGCUGAAUGAUCAUCAAAAAGACAUAGUUCAGAAGCAGUCCUUAAGGCUUUUUGAAGACAUCUUUGAAACUGAGGCUAUAAUUUUUGGACAAGGAAUAAGUAAAGAGGAAGGAAAGGAUGCAGAUGUAUGGCUAUGGCAGAUGGAAGGCACAUCUGUUGUUACUGUUGGCAGUAAAACUCUGACUCUAAUGAGUGGAGACAGCCUUCUCAUCCCAGCACAGACAAAAUUUGAGUGGAAGAGAUCAGAAAGAUGUGUUGUUCUCUACAUCGUUCAGGAUCCAAAGCGGAAAAGACCCUAUGCCUGAGUCCUGUUGUACCCAAAUAAUAUGAAUGACUGCUUAAUAAAAUUAUAACAGAAAUAAAAGCAUUUAUAAAUUCAUGAAAUAAGAUGAAAUAAACAUAAAAAGCCA